AUGGCUUCCGAGGGAUGUAUGGGCAACAUGCUCUGGGUGACUUUGGACAUAUUCCUGCAAAUCUGCAACACCCUCAUGCUCAGCGGUAUGGUCGGGCCAAAGCAGUGGAACCGGCCCAUGGACGCCUUUCGCCAGCUCGCGGACCUGUCUGGCUUCGGGUUCGCAUCUAAAAGAAUCGCUUUUCCGGGCUGCAUCAACGAGAAGGCCACCAAGUGCGUGGUGUCUUUCCCGGGCAAAUACAGUGAGCUAUGGGACGAGGCCGUGUCUACCGUGAAGGCCCAAGAUGUGAAUGCAGUGAAUGCAGGGGCGGAGGCUUGGUCUUUGGCCUGCGUCUUCUUGACGGAUGCCGCCUCAGGGCUAGGACGACAUGCCGAGAAUCCACACACGCCAGGAAAGUGUUGGUGCCAUAGCAUCUACGGUCAGAUUCCGCCCGAAGCCUACCUGAACAUAGUAGAGGUGAGACCAGAUGAGAUUGACACCCCAGCCUGUCGGCAAAUGCUCGCUUUCAAGCGGAGCGAUUCUGAUGCCAUGGGCCAACUCUUCGUCAUCAAGAGUGACCAGUCCGACAUGGAGUGGCAACAGCAACUUGCAGAGGCCAUGCAGAAGGCGCAGCAGCUUUGCAUUGAGAAAGAUGGACGAGCUCCGUGGGGCUGUCAGUGGUUUGAGGAGUGGAACAGGAACGUGGACCUAGCGGCGAAGCUGGAGCAGGAACUUCACGUCUUCUAUUUCGAAGACCGCAUCGGCCAAGGAAAGCUGCCCUGGGAGCAGCUCUGCGAUGAGGAAGCCAAGGAGACGGCUCGGCAGAACAGCGGUCUGGGCGCCUCCCAGACUGCAGAGGUGGCGUACCUCGAAAAGAUCGGCCUCCGUUUUGUGGAGCACGACAUCCGAGAAUUCAAGGCCUUCAUGGCUAAAGAGGCAUAA
Symbiodinium natans is the source of this 921-nucleotide messenger RNA. The record is from the annotation of a GenBank genome assembly. NCBI's taxonomy places the organism in Eukaryota, Dinophyceae, Suessiales, Symbiodiniaceae.